GAUGGCGACGCUUCAGGGCGGGCUGCUGGGGUCGGAUCCCGGCGCGCUGAGCCCCGCGCAGCUGGAACAGCUGCGCAAGUUCAAGAUUCAGACUCGGAUUGCUAACGAAAAGUACCUCAGGACCCACAAAGAAGUGGAGUUGCUCAUAAGUGGUUUUUUCAGAGAAAUGUUUUUGAAAAGACCAGACAACAUCCUGGAAUUUGCUGCAGAUUAUUUCACGGAUCCAAGACUUCCCAACAAGAUUCACAUGCAGCUCAUUAAGGAGAAGAAAGCAGCUUAAUUAGCAAUACCAUGAUGCUCAGCUGUUGAGAAAGACCAGAAAGAAUCCAGCCUCCGGGGUCAUCUGGAUGCAGGAGAGCCCUGGUACUGUCACUGUGGGUUUCCAAGCUGCCCUGGACUGUCUGCUGUUGCAAAGGCUUUUAA
Messenger RNA from Condylura cristata (star-nosed mole), 423 nucleotides. RefSeq names its product regulatory subunit of type II PKA R-subunit (RIIa) domain containing 1 (gene RIIAD1). Bases 2 to 280 code for a protein of 92 amino acids. The transcript is spliced from 5 exons. NCBI's taxonomy places the organism in Eukaryota, Metazoa, Chordata, Mammalia, Eulipotyphla, Talpidae. The record is from RefSeq and is a predicted model, not a curated record.